AUGGAUGUCAACGACCCAGCGAGUGCUCAACAAACCGUUUACAUUCGCUCGCCAACCCUCAGCGAGACAUUGACGUUGACGGUGCCAAGAGACGCCACGCUGUUAUCGUUAAAGCGCAUAAUUCAGGACAACCAUCCUCAGAAACCUUCACCGGCGAAUCAGCGCAUUAUCUACAGCGGCAAAUUACUUGAUGAUGACGUUCAUUUGAGCGCAAUCUUUGCCAAGCUGGAUAUGGACGUGGUGCCUACAUUACAUCUUGUCGUCAAACCUUCGUUGCAGUCGGCUUAUUCAGCGAAUAAAACGCCUACCAUGCCUGUAGGAUCAGUGCCUAUUUCGUUAUCCAAUCCAUCGCAACCGUUGUCUUCGGAAUCAGCUUCUACUUCCAACAUGAAUGCUCCUCCCUCACAACCGAACUUGCCGGUUUAUCCACCUUUGCUGCCGGGUGGCUAUCAACUCGUCGCUCUAAAUGGACAAUACUAUCUUGCACCUGUACUUGUACCAACGGAAGCACCACCUUUAAAUCAGCCACCACAUACCCAGUCUGUUUAUAGCGCUCAGCCUAAUAUGCCAUUCCCUCCUUCCAAUGCCCCCGCCAAUGCCGCGGUGCCGAAUGUUGAACCAGACAGACCGAUCUUUGCCUUUCGCUACGUCGCUCGAGCGACCUCCAUCUGGUUAGCAUUGAAACUGAUCUUUGUAUUAUUCAUCAUUUGUCAAGGGGCCAGUCUAGAAAGGAUACUCCUAUUUCAUGCCAUGGCAUUUGUUUUCUUUCUUUAUCAGACGGGACGGUUGCGACUAGUGAUUCAUCAUGCUUCGAGUUUUCGCGAUCCUUCUUCGUCAGCAGAAGGCCAAGCUUCCGGAUCGACGGCGGGUGACCAACCAGCCGACCCUCCACGACGGACAUUUCUCCAUUCCUUGAAACGAGGCACUUACACAUUCAUAGCUUCUUUGUGGCCCAGUUAUGGUCAGGAUCGUCGUGUAGUUCAAGCAUUUGACAAUGCCCAAUAG
Messenger RNA from Radiomyces spectabilis, 1005 nucleotides. RefSeq lists its product as uncharacterized. The coding region runs from base 1 to 1005 and encodes 334 amino acids. The transcript is spliced from 4 exons. Gene Ontology annotation, molecular function: protein binding. NCBI's taxonomy places the organism in Eukaryota, Fungi, Mucoromycota, Mucoromycetes, Mucorales, Radiomycetaceae. The record is from RefSeq and is a predicted model, not a curated record. Gene Ontology annotation, biological process: endoplasmic reticulum unfolded protein response.